UGGGUCCAGCAUCUUCUUUACCUAAAACCUCGCAAAGCGGGCGCUUCGUUCAACCGCCAUUUUCUUGACGCGACGAACCUUCGCAACAUCAUCAUCGUCGUCGUCAUCAUUCCUCGAAGUCGAACCGCCAUCGACCAAAAUCCCCGUCGAAUCUCGCCCCUCGAGCUGCGUCCCCGGGAAACCCCCUCUCGACACGCCACCGUCCUCCCUCCUUUCGAUAUUCCGCCCGCUUCUCUCUCUCUCUCUCUGGUUUCGGUCCGCGAGAUCGGGAACCGGACGCCGAUCUCCCUGCCCUGCCGCAUCUCCCGCGUGUAUGACGAUCCCGAGGGUCUCUGCCGCGCCUCUCUUCUGUUGGGUCUUCCUCGGCUUCUUUCCAGGAUACUUGUCCGCGGCGGUUGUUUCGCUCGAUUCUAUCGAGAUAUAUAGGACCCAUGAGUGGUUCAAAGCUAAGCCGACGGUUUAUUUCAGGUGUAAGGGGGAGAACAAGGCUGUGUUGCCGGAUGUGAAGGAAGCAAAUGUCUCCUACUCAUUUAAAGGUCAAGAAUCUUGGCAGCCUCUUACAAAUUUUUCAAAUGAAAAAUGCAAGCGAUGUGGGUUUUAUGAGGAGGACAUUCUAGAAUCAGAUGAUACAUUUGAAGAAUGGGAGUUCUGUCCUUCAGAUUUUAGCUCUUCAGAUGGAAGAUAUACCAGAAUCAAGGAUAAGGAGUUUACUGCUACUUUUCUAUGUCCACAGUGUGUACCUCUUACAGCUGAUACCAAUUCAGCUACUGCUGCUCAUAAAAAAGGGAAAGGAAUGCAUGUUGCUCUUGUCAUAAUGAUUAGCAUUCUAGUUUCGACUGUUCUGCUCAUCGGGUCGGUAGCAGCUUACAAGUAUUGGCAGAAAAAGAAGAGGGAGCAGGAGCAGGCCAGAUUUCUGAAGCUAUUUGAAGAUGGUGAUGACAUUGAGGAUGAGCUAGGACUGGGUACUGUGAUAUGACUUUAGUAUUCUGGUUCAUAACCUUAUUGUACAGCUCGUUCUUAAUGGCGAAAAUUUUUGCUUGUGAAGUUGGACCUGAAAUAGAGUACAGUACGAAACACACUCUGUAUAUUUGUGCACUGUUUUGACAAUUGCUGAAGGCAGCGGGUGUAACUUCGGUGCAUAUGUAUGUACAAGAAAAGCAGUUGGCUUGGGGAAAUAAAGAUUGCCAUUCCUUGGCAUUUAGAAA
Eucalyptus grandis is the source of this 1205-nucleotide messenger RNA. RefSeq lists its product as uncharacterized. The coding region runs from base 314 to 976 and encodes 220 amino acids. The transcript has 4 exons. NCBI's taxonomy places the organism in Eukaryota, Viridiplantae, Streptophyta, Magnoliopsida, Myrtales, Myrtaceae. The record is from RefSeq and is a predicted model, not a curated record.